Cyclocybe aegerita is the source of this 618-nucleotide messenger RNA. The record is from the annotation of a GenBank genome assembly. Lineage: Eukaryota; Fungi; Basidiomycota; Agaricomycetes; Agaricales; Hemipholiotaceae.
AUGUCCCCCCGCCCCGCUGGCUUUCUGAGGCCCCUCGUCCUCUCCGGGCCCUCCGGUGUCGGCAAGAGCACCCUCCUCCUCCGUCUCUUCGCAGAAUUCCCCGACAAAUUUGGCUUCAGCGUCUCCCAUACCACCCGCAACCCACGCCCAGGCGAAGUCGACGGCAAGCAGUACCAUUUCGUCACCCCCCAGCGCUUCAAGGACCUCAUCCACGAAGGCGCUUUCAUAGAGCACGCAGAGUUCUCCGGCAACUACUAUGGCACAAGCUUCGAGACUGUCCGCCACGUCCAGCAGGAGGGACGCCGAUGUAUUCUCGAUAUCGAGGCCCAGGGCGUCCGUCAGAUAAAAAAUACCAACCUCAAUCCCGUCUAUCUGUUCAUCUCCCCACCUUCAUUGGCGGCAUUGCGAGAUCGUCUGCGGAGCCGAGGCACAGAGUCCGGGGCAUCGGUACAAAAGCGGCUCACGACUGCGCUAAAGGAGAUCGCGUUUGCAAAGGAGCCCAAUGUCCACGAUCUUGUCAUCAUCAACGAUGACCUCGACAGGGCCUACGAGCUGUUCAAAAAGGUGGCGCUGGGAGAGGAGAUUGUCAGCGAUAAAUUGCCCAGUCUCGACGACUAA